Mustela erminea (ermine) is the source of this 1164-nucleotide messenger RNA. It is a transcript of the gene EFNA4, whose product is annotated as ephrin A4. Gene Ontology annotation, cellular component: plasma membrane. Lineage: Eukaryota; Metazoa; Chordata; Mammalia; Carnivora; Mustelidae. The record is from RefSeq and is a predicted model, not a curated record. Gene Ontology annotation, biological process: axon guidance; ephrin receptor signaling pathway. Bases 19 to 633 code for a protein of 204 amino acids. The transcript has 4 exons. Gene Ontology annotation, molecular function: ephrin receptor binding.
GAGCGGACCCCGGGGGCGAUGCGGCUGCUGCCCCUGCUGCGGACUGUCCUCUGGGCCGCGCUCCUCAGCUCCCCGCUGCGAGGGGGCUCCGGCCUCCGCCACGCCGUCUACUGGAACUCCAGUAACCCCAGGCUUCUUGGAGGAGACGCCGUGGUGGAGCUGGACCUCAACGAUUACCUAGACAUCUUCUGCCCGCACUACGAGGGGCCAGGGCCCCCUGACGGCCCCGAGACCUUUGCUUUAUACAUGGUGGACCGCGCAGGCUAUGAGGCCUGCCAGGCCCAGGGCCCGGGCGCCUUCAAGCGCUGGGAGUGCGCCCUCCCCUUCGCUCCCUUUGGCCCUGUUCGGUUCUCUGAGAAGAUUCAGCGCUUUACACCCUUCUCCCUUGGCUUCGAGUUCCUGCCCGGAGAAACCUACUAUUACAUCUCGCUUCCGGCUCCGGACAGUUCUGGCAAGUGCUUGAGGCUCCAGGUGUCCGUCUGCUGCCGGGAGAGCAAGUCGGAGUCCGCCCACCCUGUCGGCAGCCCCGGAGAGAGCGGCACCUCAGGGUGGCAAGGAGGAGGCGCUCUCAGCCCCCUCUGUCUCUUGCUGCUGUUGCUGUUUCCGAUUCUGCGUCUCUUGCGAGUUCUCUGAGCCAAGCAGACCCGUCCUGCUACACCCCUGCCGCUGGAGCAUCCCACCAGACAGACCAAUGGAAGAGUGAUGGGGAGGUCGGAGGGUCUGUGGUGACCCUUCCAGGGGCUGGCCCCUUCCCACAGGCUGAAGAGUUGCCAAGGGGGUGCUGCACACGGCCCCUGGCGCCCUGGAGCCCUAAGCAGGACAAACGCGGGCUGUCAGCUGCUUUGAUGUUCUCAUCCUGUCCCCCCCAGAAAGACUGGGAUUUGGUGGGGCUGAAUCCUUGAGUCUUUUGGGGCCAAAACCGAAGACCUGGGGACAGGUGGAUUGCCAGAUCAGGGCAAGGAGGAGGUGGCCAGCCUGCCUGCCGUCUGUGCCCAGCACCCUGGGGGCCUCUUCCCUGGGGCAGCGUUCUCCCCUCCCCAGGUGGUCACUCAUUUGUCUUCUGUGAAGACGGACUUGCUAUGAGGUUGAAUAUCAUGCCAGUUUGUAUUUUUAUAAGUGUCUGGACCAAGCCCUCAAUAAACCACCUGACUUCUGGUUGCUGUC